AUGGCAUCUGCUCAGACUUUGACCCCUAGUUCCUCUGAAUUCGACACCCUUCAGGAGGCUUACGGCCUUACUCCAGCUGAUGGAGUGGAGUUUCCAGCCCCUAGUUCUUUGAUCACUCGACCUUCGGCUGGGAAGGUGGGCAUUUAUUUGAAAACCAUUGAUGCCUUUCAAGAAGAAAUCCUCUGGUGUAAUGGGUGCAAUGUCCAGAUGCUAACCCCGGGUGUUGUUCAUAAGAUAAUGGCCUUUGAGAUGAUCUGUCGGGCUAACAACAUCAUUCCUGACUACUUCAUCUUCAAGUUCUUUUUUCGGUUCGGCGCCACCAACGACAAAUAUACCUUCUCUUCCCGAGGCCUCGUUUACGUUUACUUUCUCACGGUUGUCUUCUCCGUUUUUUUGUCCGGUGUUGAAUGCUCUGUCUCUAUGGAUUCCGUGUUGCGGGGUUGUUACCAGGGUAAGUUGGAGCAUCAUGUAGUGAAUUUGUAUGAGACUUUGCCUCCUCCCCGUCGCUUGACUAAUGUUGUUCGGGUGCCCCCACAACCCGUGGGGAGUUCUAUCGCAUCGGAAAGUCAGUUGAGUUCCCAUACCGUCACGACCCCUCCGACAGCUUCCCGUUCUUCUACUGGGCUGGCGACUGACGGUGUGGUGGACAACAAAGUUGGGAUUGUGGUUGGCGAUCGUUAG
This is a messenger RNA of Lactuca saligna, 681 nucleotides long. The record is from the annotation of a GenBank genome assembly. Lineage: Eukaryota; Viridiplantae; Streptophyta; Magnoliopsida; Asterales; Asteraceae.